Pristis pectinata (smalltooth sawfish) is the source of this 2320-nucleotide messenger RNA. It is a transcript of the gene cenatac, whose product is annotated as centrosomal AT-AC splicing factor. The record is from RefSeq and is a predicted model, not a curated record. NCBI's taxonomy places the organism in Eukaryota, Metazoa, Chordata, Chondrichthyes, Rhinopristiformes, Pristidae. Bases 58 to 1182 code for a protein of 374 amino acids. The transcript has 11 exons.
GCCGACUGUAAUGGGGGUGGAUGAGGCGCCGGCGGGGAUGUGAGGGCGGCCUCGCCAAUGUGUGAGUGUGGGGACGGCGGCCUCCUGAUGCGGGGGAAGAAGGCGGUAGAGGGACCGUUUUACUGCCCGGUUUGCAGGCAGACCUCCUUCAGCGGCCGGGGCCACGUCUACGGCCUGAAGCACCAGGAGAGGCUCGGGGCGCUGCUGGGCCGCUUCCUGCAGAAGGUUGAAGAGGCACGGAAGGUUCUGUCAGAUGUGAAAGUGGAGAAAUAUGAUUUCACCCAGCAUGAGCAGAACUUCUGGUGCUACUGCUGCAAUGGAGACGUGAAGAAACACAUCACAAAUGGAAGCCUUGCGGUGCUGUAUGGAGGACUGCUGGAACAUUUUGCAAGCUUGGAACAUUUGAAACAAACCAACAAAUUCUGGUGGGAAAAUAAAGCAGAUAAAAAGUUAAAAGAGAAGUUUCUACUCUCUGGAGAGGCUUAUGAAAAGUUCAAAACAGCUGUUGCAAAGGCAGUGGAAAACUAUGAAGAGAAAGAGGAUGAAUAUAUUAAACAGGAAGCAGAGUACAUUCGAGAAGUGGAUCACAGAAGGCAAGAGGUGGUGCAGGCUGCCUUUGAGAUUACUAAAUUGUCUGAGAGCAACCUUCAACAAAGGCAGCAACUGCUUCAGAGUGAGGGAGAGGAAAGUUCUGCCCAAGUUCUGGCUCCUGAUUGGUGUCCAUUGUGGGAAAGUAUAAGUCAUAGUCUUGGAAGCUACAACGCCAACGAGACGGAACCUGGGCCGAGUGGAGUGAAUUACACGUGUCAUUCUGGUGAUAUGGCUAAUGGACAAACCUUGACUUUCAUUGGUAACCAGUUCCAGAUAUCCAAACCAGAAACUGGGAAUAUUCACACAGGUGCAAUUCCACCCUGGCUUAUUGAUGAGGAGGAUCCAGAUACUGCACCAAAACCAAUAGGACCUUCUUAUGAAGAGUUUAUCCAACAAAGAGAGAGAGAGAAACUGAAGAAACUUCCUCCAAAUAGAGUCGGUGCAAAUUUCAACCACUUAUCAGAAACAGAUGAUUCCUGGUUGCCUUCAUUUGGCAGAGUGUGGAAUGAUGGCAGGAGAUGGCAAUCCAGGCAUCAGUUUCGGUUAGAGGAAGGCAAGAAAAGCAAAAAACGGAAGAGAGUUGACCAGUGAAGCUGAAAACUGAGAAAAAUGAUUUUUGCAAUGUGUACUUUGUAUAUUUAACUAAAUUGUACUGAAAGUGUAUAUUUUCUUUAUAGAUUAUGUGACAACUGUCAUGUGCUUUGUGAUAAGUUACUUUGCUAGGGUUAUAAGCCUUGUGAAUAAACUUAAUAUAAAUUUUAUCCCAUGGGCUUUAAAUAGUAUAUAAAAAGUCUAUAUAAAUAUUUAAAAUUAGCCAGUUAAAUAAAUGCUUAAUAUAUUGCAAUUUUGCAAAUUCAAUUUUCCCAUGUUCUUACAGCUAAUUAAGUAAUUACCAGCUAUCAGGCAACUUGCAAUAAGUCACUGUCAUAAGCACAGGAACAGUCCAAUCAACCCACCACAUCCAUGCUGAAUUUUCUGCUCAGCAACAGUAAUCCCAUUUGUAUCCUUCUAUCCCCUUCCUAUUCAAGUGCAUGUCUCUCAAGUGUGGUGGAAUCACACACUAAUGUGCUGGCAGCACAUUUCCAAGUAUCAAACACUCAACAAAAACAAAACUUUCCUUGCACCUUGAAUCUAUGCCUUCAUUAAUACCCUUUCUAUCAGGUCACCUCUCAGCCUCCUUUGCUCCAGGGAAAACAAGCACAGCCUACCCAAUCCCUCCCCAUCAAGCUCUUCCAGUCCAGGCAAUGUCCUAGUGAAUUUCCUCUACACCCCCUCCAGCACAACCCCAUCCUUCCUAAUAGAGUGGUAACCAGAACAGCACAAUACUCUGUGGGCUAACCCAUGUUUUGUAAAGAUGUAACAUACCAUCCCAACUUCCAUAUUCUAUACCAACCUAUGAAGGCAAAUGUGCCACCUGACUUCAUCCAUUCUACCCAUGUUGCCACUUUGAACCAAAUGUCCCUCUAUCGGCCACCUUUACCACCCUACCAUUUACUGUGCAUAUCUUGCCCAUAUUUGACUUACUGAAAUACAUCACCUGUAGUGCAACUACUGUAAUGCAUAUUUUUUUCUCCACAGCCAGUCUCCUUGCUGCAGUGUAUAUCAUUGAAAAUAAACAUGGCCAGCAUUCUGAUAGCUGUGAACAUGGAAGCUGGAAGUUCAACUGUUUUAAUAAUUUAAGUUCGAAAUCUGCCCCAAAACAAACCAUAUUUAUGGAAGCUUUGCCCAU